Messenger RNA from Acanthosepion pharaonis, 696 nucleotides. NCBI's taxonomy places the organism in Eukaryota, Metazoa, Mollusca, Cephalopoda, Sepiida, Sepiidae. The record is from the annotation of a GenBank genome assembly.
AUGAUUAAUGAUGCAUCCCAGAUGGAAGAGACCCCACCCCAAUCGUUUACAUAUUCUCUUUUUUCUUUCUUUCGCUUUUUCCUUCCUUCCUUCUUUACUUUCUUCCUUUCUUUCUUUCUUUUAUUCAUUCAUUCAUUCUUUCUUUCUUUUUUUUUUUCAAAAUCUUUUGUAGAUUUUUAUAAACUUUUCAUUGUUUCUUUCUUUAUCUUUUCUUCCGCCACAUCAAGUGUUUCUUUAAAGCUUUCGUUAAUUUCUUUUUCUUCUUUCUCCCAAUCUGUGCUGUUCUCCAUCACCUCCACCUCCAUUUUCCUUUCUUUUUCUUUUUUCUUUUUCUUUUUUCUUUUUUCUUUUUCUUUCUUUCUUUCUUUCUUUCUUUCUUUCUUUUUCAUUUUCCCUUUUAAAUCUCUUUUAUAUUUAUAUAAUUUCUUGUUAUUUAUAUUUAUAAUUUUUUUUAUUUAUUCUUCUUCAAUUUUCUCUUUAUUUUUUAAUCCUCUCCUAAUCUAUUCUCCUUCACCUCUUACUUCCCCCUUCAUUUCUUUCUUUUUUAAACGCAAUUUUUUAUCCUUUUUAUUUAUUUUUAUUCCAUUCUUUCUUUCUUUCCUUCCCUUCCUUUCUUUCUUUCUUUUAGUCAUUCUGUUUUCUUUCAUCCAUUCAUUGUUUCUUUCUUCUUUUUUUUUUAACCAUGUUUGUUUUUAA